AGUCAUAGACUUAGCGUACGUUGUUGAACUGUGCCAACAGUCUACGCUUGGAGCUCGCAACCGGAGCAUCGUGUGGAGUGUCGUGUGUACCACCUUUACCGCCGCGUGUACCAGAGUGCACGACGAUCGAGUUAAGACGAUCGUUUGAAUUAAUAAUUGAGAAAAAACCUGGUGUCCAGAAUUUUGGCUUGUGUUGUGGUGCGGUGAUUUAGUUGUGUGAAACCUUUCGUGAAGAAUUCACAACCGAAAAUGAAAGAUCUAGUAAAGAAAACGCCCGUACAGUCAUGGUACACAGGAAAAACGAUCUUCGUUACUGGUGGCUCCGGUUUCAUGGGCAAGGUGCUGCUAGAAAAACUGCUCUACUCCUGCUCGGAUCUCGAGCGCAUCUACGUCCUGAUGCGACCGAAGCGCGGUAAAUCGCCUCAAACGCGCAUUGACGAUUGGUUGAAAUUACCGGUUUUCAAGCGUAUCCGUGAGGAAAAGCCGGAAGUGUACAAAAAGCUCGUACCGGUACCGGGUGAUGUGACGAGCGAUAAGCUCGGCAUUAGCGCGGAACACGAAAAGUUGCUGAUCGAGACGGCAGAGAUUGUGUUUCACUGUGCGGCCACACUGAAGCUCGAGGCGAGACUGAAGGAUGCGAUCGAGAUGAACACGAUCGGGACGAAGCGUAUCCUCGAUCUUUGUCUGCAGAUGAAGCGCUUGACGGCAUUGCUACACCUGUCCACUGCGUUCUGUUACUGCGAUAAGGAAGUACUCACCGAGAAGGUGCACGACUUCCAUCACAAUCCGUACGAUCUGAUGCGUACCGUGGAGUGGAUGGAUGAGAAGGCGCUAGACAUGAUCACACCGAACUUGCUGACGCCGCAUCCGAACACCUAUACCUACUCGAAGCGUUUGGCCGAAAUGAUGGUACGCGACUCCUAUUCCAAUAUGCGCGUUUGCAUCGUACGGCCUAGUAUUGUUUGCCCAGCAAAUGCGGAACCGGUCGAGGGAUGGGUAGACAGUUUGAACGGUCCCGUCGGUAUAAUGGUUGCUGGUGGUAAAGGCAUUAUUCGAUCGAUGCUGUGCAAUGGUGAAUACAACGCGGAAGUCAUCCCCGUUGACAUAGCCAUCAAUGGGCUUAUCACGAUCGCGUACACCUUGGGUCAAAUGGAGGAAAUGCCGAAAGAAAUUCCGGUGUACAACAUAACGUGCCGUGAGACAAAGCGAACCACCUGGAAGGAGGUGUUGGAUCUGGGCAAAGCGACCGCUUACGAGUAUCCGUUCGAAGCCGGUGUCUGGUAUCCGGACGGUGACAUUACGAUGAACAAAACGUAUCACACGAUCUGCGUCAUGCUGUUCCACUGGUUGCCCGCUUACUUUAUUGACUUCUUAAUGUUCUGCUUUGGCCAGAAGCGAUUCAUGUGCCGCAUACAGAACAUGGUCUCGGAGGGGCUUAGUUUGCUGCAGUUCUUCACCACCCGGCAGUGGGACUUUAAAUCGCAACAGUAUCAAGCGAUUGCGAAACAUCUCACACCGGAAGAUAACGUUAUCUUCACGAUGGAUGUGGACGCGAUCAACACGAAGGACUAUCUGCGGCGGAUCAUACUCGGUGGCCGUCAGUUCUGCAUGAAGGAACCACUGUCGACGCUACCGAAGGCUCGCAUUCAGCUUAAGUUCCUGUACGUGCUGGACAAAGUAGCGAAAGCGUUUAUGCUCUAUCUGAUGCUGUGGCUUUUCCUAACGCUCACCGGAUUGAAGGCACCGGUCUAUGAAAUGUUCGGAUGGGCGUAAUCACAUAUGCCAUUCGGUUCACAUGAAGUGAAAAUGCUCAGCUGGGAAUGGUAUAAAUUUGUUUGGCGUGACUAACAAUAGUCCCACUUGCAGUGUGUUUUUGUUUGAUAUUAUGUUUCCCUUCGUUCUUUUGUUUUUGUUUGUGGCAAAGCAAUUAACGCAAUAAAAUAAGAAAUAAAUUGAUAACGACAUUAAUUCAUGCUGUUCUUCUUCAUUCUCCGGGUGAUCCGGGAAAACUCUCCGGGUGAUUAAUAGCCAACUAGGAGUUGACUUGUCUAAUGGACAAUUCGAAUUCAAAGGACUUAAAAUCUACGUGAGCAAGAUCAGAAUCUCUUCUCUAAGGUCGAUUUCAACCCU
Messenger RNA from Anopheles funestus (African malaria mosquito), 2130 nucleotides. Its product is annotated as putative fatty acyl-CoA reductase CG5065. Gene Ontology annotation, biological process: long-chain fatty-acyl-CoA metabolic process. The transcript is spliced from 8 exons. The record is from RefSeq and is a predicted model, not a curated record. Gene Ontology annotation, cellular component: peroxisome. Gene Ontology annotation, molecular function: alcohol-forming very long-chain fatty acyl-CoA reductase (NADP+) activity. The coding region runs from base 250 to 1773 and encodes 507 amino acids. NCBI's taxonomy places the organism in Eukaryota, Metazoa, Arthropoda, Insecta, Diptera, Culicidae.